CUAACGCGCGCACCGCGCGUCCUCGCUAGUGCCGUCCGCGUCCAUCUCGCUCGCUCGCUCGUUCGCCGCUAUGCAUACUCGCUCGCCCUUCGGCCGCUCUAGCGCGCGCCGCCGCCCAUGCCGCCUCGCAUCGCCGCCAUGGCCACUGCCGCCUCUGCUCUCGUCGAGCCCCUUCCUCCACCCCACCCCGAACCAAACCAACCCCGCAGCCGGCUUCACCUCGCCCCCAGGAAGCUCACCGACCUUUUCCUCGCCGCUCACGACCGCCGGAACGCCGCCGCAGCGGCACAGUACCACUGCCGGACGCCGGCCGCCGUGGAACCGCCACCACGGACCACCUCCUCGCGCUCCAAGGCCACCUACAGAAUCGUAGCCGAGGACGUCGUCUCUGAGUUGGUCGUGAAGUCCAGAACCAACAAUACAGGACCAGGAAAAAGUUCGUGAAGACCCAGCCCAAGGUCGCAAGUAAUACUAACCUCGCUCAGCAAAAGGCAAGCCCCGGUGCACAUUCUAUUAUUUGAAAUUAUGACAUCUAUAUAUGUAUUUAUUACUUGUGCAUUACGUUUCAGGAGUUGAUUGGAACCCUAGUUGCAUGAUCCCUA
Molecule: messenger RNA, 602 nt
Organism: Panicum virgatum (switchgrass)
Lineage: Eukaryota; Viridiplantae; Streptophyta; Magnoliopsida; Poales; Poaceae
Exons: 2
Coding region: 118-444 (108 amino acids)
Source: RefSeq, a predicted model, not a curated record